Linum trigynum is the source of this 577-nucleotide messenger RNA. Lineage: Eukaryota; Viridiplantae; Streptophyta; Magnoliopsida; Malpighiales; Linaceae. The record is from the annotation of a GenBank genome assembly.
CAUUAUUAGAAACAAGUCUAGCCUUGUUGCUCAAGGAUACUGCCAAGAAGAAGGCAUUGACUUUGAAGAGUCUUUUGCACCUGUGGCACGUGUUGAAGCAAUUAGAAUGUUGUGCGCUUUUGCUAGUUCUAGAGGGUUUAAACUCUUCCAAAUGGACUUUAAAAGCGCGUUCUUGAAUGGAGAUUUAAAGGAAGAUGUUUAUGUGGCCCAACCUCCUGGAUUUGAGGAUCCAAGAUUCCCAAAUCAUGUCUACAAGCUGAACAAAGCCCUAUAUGGUUUGAAACAAGCUCCUAGAGCUUGGUAUGAGAAACUAAGCAAUGUUCUGGUUAGCAAUGGCUUCUCUAGGGGUUCUAUAGAUAAGACUCUGUUCACUAAGUCUCAAGGGUCUAAAAUGCUUCUUGUUCAAGUCUAUGUUGAUGACAUUAUCUUUGGAUCCUCGGAUCUAAGGCUGUGUCAUGAGUUUGAAAUCUUAUGAAAGAUUAAUUUGAAAUGAGUCUCAUGGAGGAGUUGACAUAUUUCUUGGGUUUUCAAGUUCAACAGAGUUCCAAGGGAAUUUUUAUAAACCAGAGUAAAUAUC